GAACUGGGCGCUUGAUGCGUUUGUGUACCUGGUGAUGAGAACCUGGAGAAGAGAGAAACGAGUUUUGGCCCAGAUUGUUGCAUUUUUGCUGAAGAAAGUUGUGUCCACUUCCGAAAUUCAGUGUAGGGCGGCAGUUUUGAGACAAAAAUCAGCUCAAAACACUUCGGAGGCGCCGCACAGCUGAUUGGACGAAAUUAACUUAAACAGACGGCAGACGAGAAAAAAAUCGACUGCUACAGAUUCAACAUAAUUAGAUAAAAUCCCGUGAAGAUGCCAGUCGUAAAAGAGCAAGAGCGGGAUGAAAGCGACGCCGAAGACAUGGAGCAGGACUCGGGCGACUCGGACAAGUCCUCGUCCAGUCUGGACGCCAGCGAUUCGUCCGAUACCGAUGAUAGCUCUGAAAUGGACGAUGAAACAUGCGCCCGACGCAGAGUAGAGUGCCUGGAAGAUUUGGCGGACCUCGAGAGGCAGUUUAGCCUAAUUAAAGAGCAGCUCUAUAGAGAAAGAGUAAGCCAGGUUGAAGCAAAGCUGGUGGAAGUUCGGUGCGGGAAAGCGCAAGAGUACCUGCAACCUUUGGAGGAGCUUGAGGAGAAUAUGAACAUCCGAAUGAAUGUAGCCGAAGUACUCAAGAAAUAUCGCAUCGAAAAUAUAAUGAAUAAAUUUGACGCUGAAGAGCUUGCAUCUCACCAAAAUUUUGAGAGUGAAAAAGCGCUGCUCAGAGACAUGAUUAACAGCGACCUGGAAGAAAAGAUCCGGCGGCUGGAAGAUGAUCGCAAUAACACAGACAUUUCCUCCGGUUUGUGGAUGGAGAGCCUUUCAAAAAGAUCAAAGAAACACCGUCAUGGCGGCAGUGGUGGCGACGGCGACGGUGCAGCCCUGAAGGACGCCUCGCCGAACGAGAGGAGAAGGAAGCCGGUCACAGUGUCCGGGCCCUAUGUUGUGUAUAUGUUGACUGAUAGCGAAAUCCUGGAGGAUUGGACUGUCAUCAAAAAGGCACAGACCAUAAGAAAAUCCGAGACGUCGUUCUUGUACUGAAAGUGUUCGUGACAGUUUCCGGAGUGUCUGCGAGAGGGACGUUGUUUGCAUAUCAAUGGACUGUACAGUUUUAAAUGCAAGCUAGGUUGUAAUGAUCCUUUUUCUAAGCUGAAUGUGGUUUCAUUAAUUAAAAUAUCAUGUAUUUCGUCAAUGAAAAA
Messenger RNA from Cloeon dipterum, 1193 nucleotides. RefSeq names its product breast cancer metastasis-suppressor 1-like protein (gene Brms1). Bases 271 to 1035 code for a protein of 254 amino acids. Gene Ontology annotation, molecular function: histone deacetylase binding. Gene Ontology annotation, cellular component: Sin3-type complex. The record is from RefSeq and is a predicted model, not a curated record. Lineage: Eukaryota; Metazoa; Arthropoda; Insecta; Ephemeroptera; Baetidae. Gene Ontology annotation, biological process: negative regulation of transcription by RNA polymerase II. The transcript has 4 exons.